This is a messenger RNA of Aspergillus ruber CBS 135680, 513 nucleotides long. RefSeq lists its product as uncharacterized. The record is from RefSeq and is a predicted model, not a curated record. Lineage: Eukaryota; Fungi; Ascomycota; Eurotiomycetes; Eurotiales; Aspergillaceae. The coding region runs from base 183 to 407 and encodes 74 amino acids. The transcript has 4 exons.
CUUUAUUUGAUCUUAUUUUCUGGCGUUUUCGUUCUCGUUAUCGCAUUCAGUAUCUCAAGUGGAGCUGAGUUAUGCAGCAUAAAUUGCAUAAAUUAAGAUGACUCAGCGCCAAGCAUCCGCGACCUUCGACCUCAACUUCGCUUGUCUCCCACUUGCGCCGAUAGACACGAUCAACUGCAAUCAUGGCCGGUCCAAGCAAGUCGUUGGUCCUUGACCCGGCCCUCCAGAAAUACUACGAACUCACCGCCAACCGCUACAAGUACUUCCGCUGGACGCCGCGCCACGCCUGGUUUUCGUUCGUCUACAUGGUUGCCAUUCCCGGUGCUUUGGGCUAUGUUGCCUACAACACUGAUGGCAAAUACCACCUACGUGGCAAGAGGAGGGAGGAUUCCAUUGCGGAGUUUUAAGUGAUAUCUCGGUUGUCUUGGAGUAUUAUGGGGUUUAUAUUCCGACUCUGGACGUGUAUUCAUUAGAGAUUUACUGCAUUUCUUCCAACAUGAGAUGUGCUGACGA